GCUGUCAGUAUUUAAAAAAAGCCACGUUCAGCAUUCGCCCUACACUCGAGUAAGCAAGAGCUCGUGUAAACAUGGAUUUGGUGACUUGGGCUCUUAUGGCGAUCACCUUGUGGUCGGUCUGGUUCCUUAGAACACGAUCCAGUCCGAAGGCUACUAACCUACCCCCGGGUCCUGCAGGGUUACCAGUCAUCGGCUAUGCCUGGGCCGUUUUUCACACAUUCCACAUCUUGUUCACCGAUCUAGCUAAGAAAUGGGGCGAUGUAUUCCACAUCAACAUCUUUGGACAGGACAUCAUCGUGUUGAACAGUGUGGAUGUGAUGAGGGAAGCCUACGCUUCUCAGACCGUUUCCGAGGUGUUCUCCGGUAGACCUCCGCCGCCGAGUACGGGUUUUAGUCCUGACAUCAAUGCCACCACGGCGUUCUUGCCGCCGUCUCCACUGUGGGUGAAGCAGAGGAAACUUCUGUACAAAAUCUUGAGUAUGUAUGGGGACGGUGUCCAGUCCAUGGAGAACACGGUACAUGACGAGCUCCAACACGUAGUAGACUGGCUGAAGAGUCGAGGAGGAAAACCUGUCAAUAUGGACGAAGUUUUCCACCCUUCGCUGAUCAAUAUUUUGACCAUUCUGUUGACAGGAAAACGACACGAAUAUGGCGACCCGAUAUUAAAGAACGCGCAGGUAAUGGACGACUCAGCGGCUGUGGGAGCUUCCGCGCGACAUGCUGUGCUCUUCACUAUAUUUCCAUUCUUAAAGUACAUUCCGUAUGGACCAGGACGUGUUGCCAUAGCAUUACGGAAGUCCACAGAACAGUUCUUUAAGGAUUACUAUGACGCAUCAAAGGCUACCUAUGACCCGACGGUGACCAGAGGGAUGAUAGACUACCUACUCCACUACCAGGAAGAGCUCCGAGAGGCGGGGGACGAGGUGUGGCUGAAAGACACGUCCAUCAGAGCCACUAUCCAGGAAGUUAUCGGGGCAGGCUCUAUAACAACUCUCGGGUCUCUAAAUUCGUUUUUCCUCAUUAUCGCUAAACACCCGGAUGUGGCCAAGAAGAUUCAGGAGGAGAUAGAUGCCGUGAUUGGCCAGGACAGACUCUCUAGUCUGAAGGACCGAACGAAAAUGCCCUACACCAUGGCCGCCAUCUUUGAGUUGCUAAGGUACAUUUCGCACGUGCCUCUUGGCUUGCCACACUUGACGACGGAUGACGUCAUGUUCAGAGGAUAUUUAAUUCCAGCGAAUAUCACGGUUAUGGCUAACAUGUGGCUCAUUCACCAUGAUGAGAACAACUGGAGCACCCCCUGGGAGUUCAAACCUGAACGAUUUCUGGAUCAGGAGGGGCAACUUGUCACUGCCGAGAACCCUAAGAGAAAAGCCCUCAUGCCGUUCGGGAUAGGACGCCGUUCCUGUGUCGGUGAGACGUUCGCGAGAUCCCGGAUAUUCCUCUACAUCACGACCUUGUUACAGUCGUUCAACUUCAGCCCUGAUCCCAACUCUCCUUUGCCUUCCUGUGACCCCCGGGACUUCAAACCGGGCCUUGUCAUCAAGCCUUUGCCCUUUAGACUUAAGGUCACCGAGAGGAAAUGAGCACCAAUGGUGUCAAUAAGUCAUCUGUUUUUUAUUUAGCUGAUGACGGUAAAUUUUGUAGAUUUUGUUAGUAUAAAUGUGAACAACCCCAAGCAUAUAAGGACAUUACUUUGUACAUAUGUCACCAACAACCCGGGGCUUUCAAGUGCACGGCUUGGUCAUAUGGCACCAACAACCAACAUUUUAAGCGCCUUGUUUGGUCACAUUGCAUCAACAACCAAGUUUUCAAGCACAUAUACUGACGUACACUCUGUAAGUUAGCAAGUUGUCAGUAUGACUUAAAACACCAAAUACAAAACAUCAAGGAAAGCAAGUAAUCACGAAUUUAUUCUAUAAAAUAGAAAAGCAAAAUACUUACACUUUGCAUUUUGACAUCACUUGAGGCACAGAGUGUAAAUAUUAAUGAUGUUCCGAUCACACUAACUGUCUGUAUCCUUUGCAUUAUGGUUACGCAUUGCGACUCGAAUUGAAAAUGUUUAACUUUUCAUCGGUUUAAUGGGAUCAAAAAUAAACCUUCGUUUUAUGCUGUAAACUGCAACAAACAUGCAAGCUGUGAUGUAUAACUACACUAAUGCAUUCACUAUUUAGCAUGUGCGUCAGUAACUCAACAUCUGACUUGAAAAACCGAAUAAAAACUGCUUCUGAACCUUGGUUUUAAGCUGAAAGCAACACGAAUGCCAAUUGUGAUGUAACUAUACAAAUGCAUUCAUGCGCUUGAGUAGCUCAGCAGCAAGUUUUCAGCAUAAAAUCGUCAUAAAUUAAUAUAAUUAAAUAUAUGUAAAGUAUUAUGUGCACGACUGCCGUCAGCUUCUAAAUUUAGCUUGCCACUGUUUACAUAUGCUGAGUUCAGGGCCUGCUGUCUGCCUCUGCCUUAGAAUGUUCCAGAAUACGCCCAGUUCGGGGUCUGUUUGUUUACAACAAGUGUUCAAAAAUUUUCUUAUUCUAGACAAUUCCACCAGUCUAUAUAAGACCUAUGAAAGCAGGCCAAAGAAAGGAGAAAGGAGAAUUAUUGAGAGUUGUGGAUGCUUUCGCUGUGUAUUACUUUAGUAGGUCUUUUGUGCUGAACUUUGGUGUCUUUAUAGCCUCUGGCUUUGUUAUAUCCUAUCUCCACCGAGCACUUGUUCAGUCUGAACUUGGAUAUUUAAACUGUGCUCUUGUGUACACAGUGCUUGUUAGUACACGGACCCUGUCUGUGGAAUUUUGUGUAAUUUCGUCAUACACUCAGUUAUACUGUGGAUUUUCCCUCUUAUGAAUAUUGCCUCUGUGAUUUAUGCCUAUAUGGUUUUCAGCAUUGUGGAAUAUAUGCGUCCGUUUGGGCUUGACAAUGUUGUACAUGUAAGUACUUUAGUAUUUGUAUAGAUACUGCUAUCCUUUCUUGUUAAACUUAAGUACUUUAGUAUUUGUAUAGAUACUGCUAUCCUUUCUUGUUCAACUUAAGUACUUUAGUAUUAGUAAAAGUCUUGUAAUCUGUUCUUGUUAAACCUAAUAAAUUGUUGUAAAAUAAAAUCUGCUGGUUUUGGUUACCUUUUGUGCGGCUAAACUGUCGAGUAUUUCGAACAAGCCAUCUCUUUAUAAUACAGUCAGUUUGGGUCGUAACAUUAGGACGAUCUCAACUGGUACAGACAGAACUCCAGUCUUUCAAACUUUAUACGGUAAAACCUACGGUAAGAGGGGAGUCUUUUUACUUCGUAAGGUUAAGAUUUGCACGGUAAGGGGUGAAGCUGUAUACGGUAAGAGGAU
Liolophura sinensis is the source of this 3323-nucleotide messenger RNA. RefSeq names its product cytochrome P450 2B19-like. The transcript has 7 exons. The record is from RefSeq and is a predicted model, not a curated record. Bases 72 to 1583 code for a protein of 503 amino acids. Gene Ontology annotation, biological process: hormone biosynthetic process; progesterone metabolic process. Lineage: Eukaryota; Metazoa; Mollusca; Polyplacophora; Chitonida; Chitonidae. Gene Ontology annotation, molecular function: steroid 17-alpha-monooxygenase activity; heme binding; iron ion binding.